UGAUAAAUUAAGUGUGAUCGCAUGCUAUUUCAGGCUAAAUUGCCAAAUCUCGAGAUCCAGCCGAACCCGCCCGCCCGCCUCGCCGCCGCCUCCCCCCUCCUCCCGCAAAACGCUGCCGUUUGCGGGCGGAGCCGAGGCCGCCCGCCCGCCCGCCCGCCGGAAUCCCCGCCGCGGAGGGCGCUGCGCUAUAAGAGGGGCGUCCAGGGUCGGAGGGCUCCGGUUGGUUGCCUAGGCGCUCGCCCGUCUGCGUCCCGCGCGCCCCCUCGACCGCGAGGCUCCGUCGCCGGCGAUGGCGUCGUCGUCCGGCGGCGAGUCUCCGGCGAAGCCCGUGCUCCUGCACGGCGACCUCGACCUCUGGAUCCUCGAGGCGCGCCUGCUGCCCAACAUGGACCUCUUCUCCGAGCAAGUCCGCCGGUGCUUCGCCGCCUGCCGCCCGCCCACCUCGUGCGGGCCCAAGCAGCCGCCCCCCGCCGCGCGCGGCGCCUCUGGUGGCGCCCGCCAGCACCACCGGAAGAUCAUCACCAGCGACCCCUACGUCACGCUGUCCGUGUCCGGCGCCGUCGUCGCGCGCACCGCCGUCAUUCCCAACUGCCAGGAGCCCGUCUGGGAGGAGCGCUUCGCCGUGCCGCUCGCGCACCGCGCCGCCGCGCUCGAGUUCCAGGUCAAGGACAACGACACCUUCGGCGCGCAGCUCAUCGGCACCGUCACCGUGCCGGCCGACCUCGUCGCCAGGGGCGAAGAGGUCGAGGAUUGGUACCCCGUCAUCGGCACCAACGGCAAGCCGUACAAGCCCGACACCGCGCUGCGCCUCCGCUUCCGCUUCCAGCACAUCGCUGAAAACCCGGCAUACCGGCACGGCAUCCCCGGGGACCCCGAGCACAGCGGCAUCAAGGACUCCUACUUCCCGCUCCGCCACGGGGGCCAAGUCACGCUGUACCAGGACGCGCACGUCAAGGAAGGGGAUUUGCCGGAGAUUGAGCUCGAGAACGGUAAGAUGUUCGAGCACAACGCGUGCUGGGAGGACAUCUGCCACGCCAUCCUAGAGGCGCACCACAUGAUAUACAUCGUCGGCUGGUCGGUGUACGACAAGGUGCGGCUCGUGCGCGAGCGGUCGCCAUCGCGGCCAUUGCCUGAGGGUGGCGACCUUACCCUGGGGGACCUGCUCAAGUUCAAGUCGCAGGAGGGCGUCAGAGUGUGCCUGCUCGUGUGGGAUGACAAAACUUCACAUGACAAGUUUUUCAUCAAGACGGGUGGAGUUAUGGCAACUCAUGAUGAAGAAACUCGGAAGUUUUUCAAGCAUUCCUCAGUCAUAUGUGUUCUUUCUCCUCGAUAUGCUAGCAAUAAGCUGAGCAUUUUCAAACAACAGGUUGUUGGAACUUUGUUUACACACCAUCAAAAAUGUGUGCUGGUUGAUACACAAGCAUGGGGAAACAAGCGGAAAGUUACAGCUUUCAUCGGGGGCCUAGAUCUUUGUGAUGGUCGCUAUGACACGCCGGAACACAGGCUUUUCAAAGAUCUUGACACAGUAUUCGAAAAUGAUUAUCAUAAUCCUACAUUUUCGGCAGGUGCAAAGGGACCUAGACAACCAUGGCAUGAUUUACAUUGCAGGAUUGAUGGUCCUGCUGCCUACGAUGUCUUGAAAAAUUUUGAACAGAGGUGGCGAAAGGCAACAAAAUGGCGUGACCGUUUUAGGAGUGUAUCCCAUUGGAAAGAUGAUGCUUUAAUUAAGCUGGAGCGUAUCUCAUGGAUACUAAGUCCUUCACGUAAUGUUCCAAAUGAUCAUCCUACUUUGUGGGUUUCAAAAGAAGAUGAUCCUGAAAAUUGGCAUGUUCAGGUAUUCCGGUCAAUUGACUCUGGUUCGCUAAAAGGAUUUCCUAGUGAUUCCAAAGAAGCUUCAAAGCUGAAUCUCGUGUGCCGCAAGAACCUGGUAAUUGAUAAGAGCAUUCACACUGCAUAUGUCCGGGCAAUCAGAUCUGCACAGCAUUUCAUUUAUAUCGAGAAUCAAUACUUUCUUGGUUCUUCAUAUGCUUGGCCAUCCUAUGUGAAUUCAGGUGCUGACAAUCUGAUACCAAUAGAAUUAGCCCUCAAAAUUGCAAGUAAGAUUAGAGCAGGAGAACGCUUUGCAGUGUACGUAGUGAUACCAAUGUGGCCUGAAGGAGUCCCUACUGCAGCAUCUGUGCAAGAAAUCCUUUUCUUCCAGGCCCAGACAAUGGAGAUGAUGUAUAAAAUAAUUGCAGAUGAACUUAAGGCAAUGGACAUUAAGGAUUUGCACCCUCAAGAUUACUUGAACUUCUUUUGUCUUGGAAAUCGGGAAGAACCAACAUCAAAUGGCAGCCUGGAGUCAGAGAAAUCUUCAGAUAAAAGUGCAGCGGCCUUAGCUACAAAAUAUCGGCGGUUCAUGAUCUAUGUUCAUGCAAAAGGGAUGAUUGUGGAUGAUGAAUACGUCAUUCUGGGUUCGGCAAACAUCAACCAGAGAUCCCUGGCAGGUUCUAGAGAUACUGAAAUUGCAAUGGGGGCAUACCAGCCUCAUUACGCAUGGUCUACAAAGAAUAGACAUCCUCAUGGCCAGGUAUAUGGAUACAGAACGUCUCUCUGGGCAGAGCACCUUGGAAUGGUUGAUGAUCGCUUCAAGGAUCCUACGAGUUUGGACUGUGUAAGGUUUGUGAAUCAAAUAGCUGAAGAGAACUGGCAAAGGUUUACAGCUGAAGAAAUGAGAACACUACAAGGGCACCUCCUCAAGUACCCAGUCAAGGUGGAGGAUGAUGGUAAGAUCGUCUCACUGCCAGACCAAGAAUGCUUUCCUGACGUUGGCGGCAAGAUUCUUGGAGCUCCAACUUCACUUCCUGAUUCGCUAACCAUGUAGCAUUACAUACAAACAAUUGACCUUUUCGGAGUUGAUGCUGGACCAUAUCUACCUGUGAACUUUGUGACUGUCUAAACUUGGCGGGAUUGUCGCAAAAUUUGUAUCAUACCUGUAAUCAUCCAUAGUUGGCGCAGGGAAAGCCCAAGUUGUUAAUGGUGUUUGUAGAGUUGUUCCUCUGCGAGUUCUCCCAGCGUCUGUAAAUGAACCCUAAUAGGAUCCUUGACGGUGAUUCCACUUCCAUUACGAUUGUACCACCCGUUUUGAACA
Panicum virgatum (switchgrass) is the source of this 3130-nucleotide messenger RNA. RefSeq names its product phospholipase D delta-like. The record is from RefSeq and is a predicted model, not a curated record. The coding region runs from base 290 to 2863 and encodes 857 amino acids. Gene Ontology annotation, molecular function: calcium ion binding; D-type glycerophospholipase activity. Gene Ontology annotation, cellular component: plasma membrane. Gene Ontology annotation, biological process: phosphatidylcholine metabolic process; phospholipid catabolic process. The transcript is spliced from 10 exons. Lineage: Eukaryota; Viridiplantae; Streptophyta; Magnoliopsida; Poales; Poaceae.